This is a messenger RNA of Eurypyga helias (sunbittern), 441 nucleotides long. It is a transcript of the gene CHLSN, whose product is annotated as chromosome unknown open reading frame, human C7orf50. The transcript has 3 exons. The annotation marks the transcript as partial. NCBI's taxonomy places the organism in Eukaryota, Metazoa, Chordata, Aves, Eurypygiformes, Eurypygidae. The record is from RefSeq and is a predicted model, not a curated record.
GCAACAAAAGAAGAGGAAGAACUUACUGCAGAGGAAAAGAGGAAACUGGAAAGAAAAUUAAAGAAGGAGCGCAAGAAGAAAGAAAAACAGCUGAUGAGAGAAGCUGGAAUCUCUACUAAAAAGGUGGAGCCCAAAAAGCCAUCGGGAUCUGAGCGGGCUCUGGCCUAUUUGACCAGCUGGUCUGAAAACCCAGAAGAAUGGAAGUUUCAGAAGGCAAGACAAACCUGGCUUCUUGUGCACAUGUAUGAUAAAGAGAAGGUUCCAGACAAGUAUUUCACCAUUUUACUGGAUUAUCUGCAAGGGCUUCAGGGCGGCGCGCGAGACAUAACCGUGCAGAAAGCUGAAGCUUUUAUGAAGGAGUUUGAUCGUUCCGACGGAGAAGACCCAAACCUGCUGGAGAAGUGCGAGCGCAUACGACAAGUUCUGCAACUGCUGUCCUGA